Messenger RNA from Radiomyces spectabilis, 2426 nucleotides. RefSeq lists its product as uncharacterized. Bases 93 to 2258 code for a protein of 721 amino acids. Gene Ontology annotation, cellular component: aminoacyl-tRNA synthetase multienzyme complex; cytoplasm. The record is from RefSeq and is a predicted model, not a curated record. NCBI's taxonomy places the organism in Eukaryota, Fungi, Mucoromycota, Mucoromycetes, Mucorales, Radiomycetaceae. Gene Ontology annotation, molecular function: ATP binding; proline-tRNA ligase activity; aminoacyl-tRNA deacylase activity. Gene Ontology annotation, biological process: prolyl-tRNA aminoacylation. The transcript has 6 exons.
ACCUCCUACAAAAAAAAAGUUUAUUUCUCAGCUCUUAUAUUUUCCUUCCACAUCUACCUUUUUUUUUUUUUCGCUCCAUUCAAAUUCUUCCAAUGGCUAGCUGUGACGCUGUGCUGGAAACUCUUUCCAAGCUUUCGCUUUCUCCAAAGACCGUGUCGCACGAGUCCGUUCCCGACAACAAAGCUUGGUCCACCGUCUUGUCUACUGCUGCCAACGACCUGACAUUCCAGCUCACCAAAACCCUGAUUCUUAAGCCCAAGACAGCCAAAACAGCCGCACCCACGCCCGUCGUUGUCAUUGCCUUGGAUGCCACCGAAACCAACGCUACGGCUUUAGGCAAACAUCUCGGUUUGAAGGAAUGCCGAUUUGCCAAUGAAGACCUUCUUCAAGGCACUUUUGGCGUCACCAAGGAAGCAGUGUCUCCUUUUGCUUUGAGCAAUGUGGCUGAUCUUGCUUCGAUUCACUUGGUGGUCGAUGCCGCUCUUCUCGCUCUUCCUGCUACCACCGUUCUUGCUUUCCAUCCUUCGGCCGCCGAUAAAACAAUCUUUGUCACUGUCGAAGAAUUGCAAAAGUAUCUGCAGUCUCUUUCCAAGGAAGCCGUUGAAGUUGAUUUCAAGGCUUUGGCCGCAUCUAAACCUGCUCCCGCUGCUGCCAAACCUGCUGCCAAGAAUGCCGGAAAGAAAGAAGCAACUUCGGCCUUGGUGGAGGAUGCUCAUCAGAUGGGUAUCGAGUACAAGAAGGACGUGGAUUUCCCCAAAUGGUACCAGCAAGUCUUGACCAAGAGUGAAAUGUUGGAUUACUAUGACGUCUCGGGUUGUUACAUUCUACGUCCUUUGGCUUACAAUGUCUGGAAGGAAAUCACCAACUUCUUUGAUGGUGAGAUCACCGAGAUGGGUGUGGAGGAUACUUACUUCCCCAUGUUUGUUUCCAACCGUGUGUUGCAGCGUGAGAAGGACCACAUUGAAGGUUUCGCUCCUGAAGUGGCUUGGGUCACCAAGGCCGGUUCUAGUGAUCUUGAAGAACCCAUUGCUAUUCGUCCCACUUCCGAAACCGUCAUGUACCCUUACUUCUCAAAGUGGAUUCGCUCUCACCGUGAUCUCCCCUUCCGUAUCAACCAAUGGUGUUCCGUCGUUCGUUGGGAAUUCAAGAAUCCCCAGCCUUUCUUGCGUACGCGUGAAUUCUUGUGGCAGGAAGGCCAUACGGCUCAUUUGACUUUGGAAGAUGCGGAUAAGGAAGUGCAUCAAAUUUUGGACUUGUACGAGCAGGUGUACAACGAUUUGUUGGCUUUACCUGUAGUCAAGGGCAUGAAGUCGGAGAAGGAACGAUUCGCAGGUGGUUACUACACUACCACCGUGGAAGGUUUCAUUCCCACCACGGGUCGUGCUAUCCAGGGUGGUACUUCUCACUGCUUGGGACAAAACUUUAGCAAGAUGUUCAACAUCACCGUGGAAGAUCCCAAUGCCGCUGCUAAUGCUACGGAGGAAGCCAAGAAACUUCACGUGUGGCAGAACUCGUGGGGUCUCUCUACCCGUACCAUUGGUGUCAUGGUCAUGGUUCACGGUGACGACAAAGGUCUCGUCUUGCCUCCCCGUGUCGCGCUUGUUCAGGCUGUUGUCAUCCCUUGCGGUUUGACGGCCAAGUCGACCAAGGAAGAUUUCGAUCGCAUCUACGAUAGCUGUUCCGAUAUUGCCAAGCGUUUGAAGAAGGCCGGUAUCAAAUCCAAGACUGACUUGAGAGACAACUAUACCCCCGGCUUCAAAUUCAACCACUGGGAAAUCCGCGGUGUGCCCAUCCGUCUUGAAUUGGGACCCAAGGAUCUCAAGAACAACCAAGUCACGGCGGUGCGUCGUGAUAACGGUGAAAAGGUUGCCAUUUCUUUGGACACCCUGGAAGCCGAUGUUCAGGCUCUCAUGAACAAGAUGCAGCGUGAAAUGUACGAGAAGGCCAAGGCCAAGAUGGACGAGUCGAUUGUCCGCGUCAACAAGUGGGAAGACUUUGUCCCCACGUUGAACGCCAAGAAGCUUUGUUUGAUCCCCUGGUGUGAUCGCAUGGACUGUGAAGAUGACAUCAAGGAACGAUCAACAAGAACUGCUAUGGAAGGUGAAGAAGAAGAUGAACGUGCUCCUUCCAUGGGUGCCAAGUCGCUUUGCAAGCCCUUCAAGCAACCCACCGAUACUCCCAUCAUUCCUGGCGAGACCAAGUGUGUUGCUUGCGGUCAAGAUGCUAAGCAUUACAUGUUGUUUGGCCGAAGCUACUAAACUGUUCAUAAUGUAAAAAAAAAAAUUCAGAAAAAAAGAAGAGAGUAAAAAGGGGACGCUCUUGCCGAUCCUUUUUGGGCAAGACACAAUGUCGACUGGCAUAGAAAUAUUUUUAAAAUAAAAAAAAAGAAGCCUCAUGUGUGAAUAUCCAUGCAUUUUCUGUUCUCC